Messenger RNA from Puntigrus tetrazona (Sumatra barb), 3508 nucleotides. It is a transcript of the gene rbm44, whose product is annotated as RNA binding motif protein 44. Lineage: Eukaryota; Metazoa; Chordata; Actinopteri; Cypriniformes; Cyprinidae. The record is from RefSeq and is a predicted model, not a curated record. The coding region runs from base 295 to 3180 and encodes 961 amino acids. The transcript has 18 exons. Gene Ontology annotation, molecular function: nucleic acid binding.
UUUCAGUCACAAGUCGUCAGCAACUAAUAACAUCUCUGUGAGCGUUAAAACUGGCUGGUUAAAAUCGUCGGGUUAAAAACAACACAAAUGAGAGUAAUUGUUUACUCUUCGUGUGGCAUUUUCAUGUAAAUUGCACGCGUAGCUGGUGCCAGUUUAUUAAUAAAUCGCUCAGCUGCAGCGCCUAACGUUACACAUUAACAACAGGGCGCUUACCUGAGGUGGACAGGCCCUGUUUCUAGUUUUGUCAUCGAUGAUAACUGUUGCGAAAAUAUUCUAAAGGUCCCUUUUUCUUGAAUGUGGUCGAACAUGUGGUACCCUCAACCUCUCGUCGUACCGUUACCGUUCGUCUUUGAGUCAUAUUCAGUAACAUAUGAGGAUGUUUCUGCCAGAGCCACGAGGCCAGUCAUUCAACCUGACCAACGCGCGUAUACUGCAGUGAACGAGAAUAAUGGCUUUUACAAUGGUCCCCUGUACACCCAUGAUGAAAGGAGAUUUGUGUUGAUGAGGUCACUGUUCGAGCUCGUCUUGGCCAAUGAAUACCUGGAGCUCACAGAUACAAAGUUUCUUAGAUGGUUUCUGUGUUUAACAGCAGAUGACAGAACUUUAAUUAAAAAAGAGGGAGGGCUUCAGCCAUUUUUACAGAAACACCCGUUACUUCAAGUAGACAGACAGCAUGUUUAUGUGAAAGGUACAGUUUACAGAGGCAACUGCAUUCCUCCUGCAACAACCAUGUCAUCAAAUAAGUACCCAUCAUUUUAUGGUGCAUGCCAGUGUCAGAAUUGUGCAACGAUUUGUCCACUUGGUUCUAAGAAGUGCAGAAGUUGUGGCUUUCACAUUGAGAUUUCAGAAGACAAAGUCUGUGUGCCAGAGAAUGAGAAACAACUUGAGCUGCUACCAAACUCUGUGAAAGAGGAGCUGAACAUCUCAACUGCCCGAAGUGACACAACUGUUGGUUACACGCAGAGCACUUUUAAUACUCAGAAAACAAGAUGCACGCAGAGCUAUGAUUAUGGAGGCCCUGUUGCACAUUCUCCUUCAUGCAGUAAAGGGAUGUGUCCUCAUGCCCAGUGCCUGUCUGAGUUGUGGGAGGAAGUAAAGAAGAGGGAGGACACCAAACACUUCAAGGACACAACAACCCAGGCAAAUUUCUCCCUCGAUACGGAGUUGGACAUGCAGAUUCAGGUUCAGAUGAAUGACUAUACCCAAAAUUGCCAAGACCAAUCUUAUGUACAAGUGAAAAAAGCUGAUUACUACAAUCUGGAUCAAGAAGCAAUGGCAGAAUAUUACAGUUUUAGUGACACUAGCUUAGACCAUACAGAAUGGAGCGUUGGCACUCGGAGUAUGGAGGCAGCCUACAAUGAUUCAGUCAUGGCCACCAAAGGCAGUACAGAACUAUCAGAUGAACCAUCAAAUGCCACCAUGGCCACUGCUGCAAACUCUGAUUGCUUCUCUUGCCUUGGCAGUUCUUUUGAGCUGGAAAAUGAGUCAGGAGACCAUCAAGAAGACAUGAGAAAGAAGCGUGAACCAGUAUAUGAGCAGCAGACUGAGGAGAUCAAUGUUGGACCUUCACUGAAAUCCAAAUGUGGUGCUUCAGUUUCUGUGGACCAGAUAAUAGAUGCCUGUGGUGAUUUUAGAAGCUGUUUCACAUCUACAUGUGCAACCGAGGUUGUUCAGAUCUUCCAAAUGAAAAAUGUUGCCACUGAUACAGACUUGCUAGCUGUCGGUCAUGAGAAAAAUACACAGACUGUACAAAUUGCCACAUCUGAAAAGAACACCAUUACUGAAGUCUGCAUGUCUGAUUUAGAUGUCCUCACAGAGGAAUUUAUAAAUCUAAAGGAGACAGCGAAUGAGCAACUGAAGAGCAGGAAGGCAGAAAGUCCUGGUGGAGGUCACUGCAGGAGAGUUUGUGGAAGUGACUGUGCCCAGCGAGUGAGAAGAGCAGAGCUGCGUCUUCUCGCUCUUCAGUUUGUCAUGUGUCAGCAGCACUGCUGGAGACGCUACUUAACCUCCCCACUGGGUGAAAGUGCUCUUUGGGGGACCGACGGCCUGCCAGGUGGUGUAGCAGAAACACUUAAUACACUACAGAAAGAUUACUAUGAGAUGAGGAAACAGAUUCUAGCAGGCACUCCUCUAGAUAACCUUAAGCCCCUGUCAGUAGACUCUGACAAGAUAACUACAAGGCCAAACUACAGCCCAGCGCUGGUGCUUGAGGCCCAUUUAAACUCAUUUGACUGUUCAGGAAGAACCAUUGCAAGUGGCCACCGAGUGGAUGAUGAAAACAAAGAGAGGGCACUGAGCACUGAAGUUUGUCAGGACACUGAAGCUGCUUUGGAUGACACAGAAGGUGAUGGCAACGAGCAAGAUAGAGCUCUGGUCUUUUCCACCAAGUCUCCGGGAGCUUUUCAGAAGAACCCUGGUGUCAUCAAGGAUCCGAACAGCAGUGAGGCUUGGUUUGAUGCCGAAGAGGAACUUAGGUCUCUAUAUCUGGAUGGAAAAAUGGAGAAACUGAAUGAAAGCAAAGAAAGGACUGAUGAAGAUGAAUCAAACCACAGUUCCCUCUUGUGCAUUACAAGCUUGCCUGGCAGUAUCACUGAGCAUGAAGUGCUGCUUUGGUUUGAUAAGUACAAUGCCACCAAUGUCUGCAUCUCUACUUUCAGCAACAAUAUGAGAGCAGCUAUUGUUUAUCUCAAGAGCCCUAGCGACGCCAAGGCAGCAGCUAAAGACCUACAGGGGUGCUCCCUCCAAGGCCACACUAUUCAGGUGGUGCAGCUUCAUGGGCCUGCCUCAGCUUAUCCUAAACUGAUCAGUGAUCAGCCCCACAGCACCUCAAAAACCCAUAAAAAAGAACCUGACGGCGAUGGACUGAAAGGGAAGGGUUUAACCUACAGUUCUUCACGUGGAGGGCCGCGCUGCAGUGUGGACAGGUUAACCAAUGUCUGCGACUCGCCCACAGCCUCUGGCACCUGCAUGCCAAAGCACUACGCCACCAUGGGAAGCUUUGAGACAAUCAUGGCCCAGCUGUCGGAGCGCCACCCAAACGUAGGCCGCCAGAGGAUCGUUGAUGCCCUCCUGGAACUGCGGGCCAAGCAUCAGGGCUUCCUCUGUGGGCUUCCUUUGAGAUCUAUAGUGGAAAUGACUUCUGAGCUUCUAACACAGGCGUCUGCUCCGACAUAUAUUUGAGUUGGUACUAAGCAGCAGUAAAGGCCUUAUAAAUAGUUCCCUGACCAGUAUGACUGGAUUUCAGUUCAGUUUCAGUUCAGUUUUUUCCAACUAACUAAUGCUAUCUACAGCCAUUUCGUUUUAAUUCAUUAAUCAGCACUUCUUUCUCCUGGAAAUGUUAUUUUGGAUUCUUUUUAGGUUUUCAUCAUUGCUGUUAUCAGUUAUGCUAAGUGCAUAUGAAAGUUUCCUUGUGUUUGCCGAAUAAAACUUCAUGUUCCUGUGUUUCCUGUAAUGAUUUGAUGAGUGCAAGCCCAGGCGCAGUGUAGAGCUGCACAUUUCAAAUGCGUCU